AUGGCCACAGCCGGCGGAGGAGGUGCCGGGAAGCUGAAGCUGCUGGGCGCGUGGCCGAGCCCCUUCGUGAACCGCGUGCGCGUGGCGCUGCACCUCAAGGGCCUGGAGUACGAGAACGUGGAGGAGGACCUCACCAACAAGAGCGACCUGCUCCUCGCCUCCAACCCCGUCCACAAGAAGGUACCCGUGCUCCUCCAAGGCGACAGGCCCGUCUCCGAGUCACUCGUCAUCGUGGAGUACCUCGACGACGCCUUCCCCGGCGCCGGCCAAGCCCUCCUCCCCGCCGACCCCUAUGAACGCGCCGUCGCUCGCUUCUGGGCCGCGUACGUCGACGGCAAGUUGCACGGCAUGAUGGUGAAGGCGAUCCUGGGGGCAACGGAGGAGGAGAGGGCGGCGGCGACAGCGGACGCGUUGGCCGCAAUGGACACGCUGGAGGGUGCGUUCGCCGAGUGCUCCGGCGGGAAAGAGUUCUUCGCCGGCGACGCGCCCGGGUACCUGGACGUCGCGCUGGGGGGCUUCAUCGGCUGGCUGCGCGCCUGGGACAAGGUGGGCGGCGUCAAGCUCCUGGACGCCGGCCGGAUCCCACGCCUCGCCGCGUGGGCGGAGCGCUUCGCCGCGCUCGACGUAGCCAAGGAGGUCAUCCCGGACCCCGACCACAUCGCCGAGUUCGGCAAGGUGCUGCAGGCACGCUCCGCGGCAGCCGCCGCUGGCAACUGA
Molecule: messenger RNA, 717 nt
Organism: Miscanthus lutarioriparius
Lineage: Eukaryota; Viridiplantae; Streptophyta; Magnoliopsida; Poales; Poaceae
Source: the annotation of a GenBank genome assembly